Messenger RNA from Emericellopsis cladophorae, 402 nucleotides. RefSeq lists its product as uncharacterized. The transcript has a single exon. Lineage: Eukaryota; Fungi; Ascomycota; Sordariomycetes; Hypocreales; Bionectriaceae. The record is from RefSeq and is a predicted model, not a curated record. Bases 1 to 402 code for a protein of 133 amino acids.
AUGAAGGCCUCAGCCAUCCUCGUUGCUGCCACCGCAACUCUCGCCCAGGCCACCGGCUGGCACCACAACACUACGUAUACUCGCACCACCACCGUCAGCCAGACUGCCACCGUCACGGAGUGCUCGUCGGGGUACCCCCACAACCCGACGACCUACACGCCUAUCCCCAUGCCUACUAUGAGCACCCGCAUUCCCGGUAACGGCACCAUCGUCCCUCCUCCUCAUGGGGGCAACGGCACUGUAUCCACAAGCACCCGCAGCGGUGGUAACGAGCCCACCAACGUUCCCGUGGCGCCCACAAACGCGGGUGAGCCGAACGUCCCUGGUGCCGCUGCUUUGAACAACGCCGGCAAAGCUGCCCUUGCUGGUGCUGGCUUGGCCGGUGUCUUCUUCCUCCUCUAA